Bombus huntii is the source of this 5328-nucleotide messenger RNA. Its product is annotated as prohormone-2-like. NCBI's taxonomy places the organism in Eukaryota, Metazoa, Arthropoda, Insecta, Hymenoptera, Apidae. The coding region runs from base 917 to 1996 and encodes 359 amino acids. The record is from RefSeq and is a predicted model, not a curated record. The transcript is spliced from 9 exons.
GGCCUGUUGCGGGGGCUGAAGAAAAGUGGCCGGGGACUGAAUACGGAAAACGGUGCUACAAUUCCUCCUGUACAGCCCACCACUCCACCGCUUGCGUUCGAGAGACAAAAGAAAGUACGGAUUUGCGACGAGGACCAAGAAAAAACGAUCCACGAUAUUGCUCGGAAAAUAUUCUUCCUUCAAAGAUCGAAUGAAUUUCGGUCACAACAUUGACUUUGAGAGAACACGUUCUAUUUAAGAAGGAUUAUGCCUCAUCCUGCUUUCCUCAAUGAAAGCUAAAUAUCCCUGUUGUGUAAAACUAUCUUCACCUGUUUAUGUACUGCUAUAAACAACGUAAAAAAUUUACUAAAUCAUCCUAUCAUAAAAGUUCCCUAAAUAAAACUUCCUUAAAAUCUAGAACACAUUAUACGACGCCGGUUUUAUUAAGUAGAAUUAGGCUUAAUCGAAACAAGAUGCCACCGAAAAAUUACUAGAAGACUUCUCCUCUUUAAAUGGCGAAUUCUGAAGAUAAUACACGGCCAAGAUGUGACAUAAGAGACGAUUUCAAGGAUAGCCUGAGGAUCUGGUCAGGUCAUCGCGUGGGCAGACGUAUUUUGUGGCACAAUGGCAGUGUGUACAUGUUCCGCGUAGAAUGUCCAUAUAACCGUGCGCGUGUGCACGUCAUAUCACUUCGUAGAGACGCGGUAGGGGUUGCUUUCAGGGUAGGGGUGCUCGCCCACCAAGGUGGGGGUGGUUGAUCGACCGUACCCUCUGCCAGUUUUCUAGUCGUCCUGCUCAGCCUCGACGUUCAUUCUACGUUGAUCAGCCGAACUCACUAGUUCCCUGCAUCUUUUGGAGAAACGCUCCCGUAAGAAGAAAUCUGAGAAGACUGACCAGAAACCUAGAACGAAGAGAAUAGUCGACGUUAAGUAAGAUCAUGUGUGACUGGGUGUGGUUACUAACUCUAUAUUCCCUCUUCGUGGUAGCACAACCUUUGCCAACGAAUCUGGCAGAGGAUGCAAAGAAGACUGAACAAACAAUGAGACCAAAACCUAAACGGGCACAGGAAAUGUUGAUGUACGGCAACCAACAGAAUCGUCAGCCGGAGAAUAAACCAAGCUCAUCUUAUUCGUCUACCGUGGAAAAGAGAACUCUAGCUGCAUCAGGACUAGGUGGAUUGAAAGCAGCCCUUACCGAGAAAGAAAAACCAUCUCAUUCUAAUGCACCUAACAACGCUCUCUACGACCGUGAUUCCUUUUCUCCAUUUGAUAGAAACUACGACGGAUAUGGAAAAAUCCUGAUGAACGAAUUUGGAUAUGACAUGCCUCAAUGGGAUGUUCCGUCGUACUCUCGUUACUACUUGAACGAUGAUCGUCGGAAGAGAUCCGAGAAAUCAACAGUCACCGGAUCUACCACCAUGAAACCGUCCACGACCACUUCCUUCCAGUCUCCAACAUCUUCUACUCAGCAAUCUAUGCAGGUGCAAGUAAAGAGAAGCGUCCCGAUUUAUCAGGAACCACGAUUUAAGAGAGAAUUGGAUAUUGACCCGCAAGAUGUUUUAACACUCCUCUCCCUCUGGGAAAAUGAACGCCACAAGCGAAACUGGCAUAAAUAUAUGAACGAUGAAUAUGAAAAUGUAGACGAUGAAGACAACCUUCUUGAAGAAGAAGAUCCUCGAAACAUCAUUCCUUGGAUGGAUUCUUCGGCGUAUCCCCCUCGACAUUACAGCGUAGAGUCUUUAUCACCGGCAGAUAUUGGAAUCGUUCGUACUCAUCCAUCCAGCUAUUACGAACAAUACGAGAAUCAGUACGGGCAACAAUAUGAUGCGAGUUCUCAAUACGGCAGUCCUCAGUUUGGUUUGGUUUAUCCUCAACAGACUUACUAUAAUACCCCCGAGAAAAGGUUUAUGGUCUCCAGGAAACGCUCGCAGACGUACGAUCCUUACUCCAGCGCAGCUCAGUUUCAAAUAAAUCCCCAAUCACGGGGAUACCCAUACCAACACCAUCUCAUCUACUAAAUCGAUAUCAACUCGACGAACAGCAACAAAAUUAACACGAAACUAUCGAGAAUGUAUUUGAAGAAAGUGAAAGAUCCUAUCGAUAAAACGCGGAAAGAGGGUAACGAACUGAUGUUUUCGGACUCAUGUAUACGCAAAGAGGAACCAGACAAAAAUUUUUGGCUUUCUUGGCAAAUGUUCCCUCUCUGACGUCUUCUUCAUUUGACUAUUCUGUCUUUAUUAUGAACACAGCGGUACGUGCUUGAGAAAGACUACACUUAUUUUAACAAAUACGGUGCUCAGAAAGACUAUUCAUAGUUUACAAGAGUCUGCUGAAGAGACAAUAGUUCUUUUGAUUAACUUCUUAAUCGUGUGGUCACCAAUCAUCGAAAUGAGUAACGAAGAAAAAUUUGAGUAAUAUUUUUUCAACAUCUUUCGAAAUCCUUCAAAAGUAUUAAGAGAAGCCGAUGGAUAUAGAAGCGUCUUUGGUUUCAGUGUACUCUUGUAUUUUUCCGCAGAAAACGAUGAAACUUUAAGGCGCAAGAAAAAGGCACAGUCCGCGCGAUGACUGAAAUCGUUGAAAAUAAUCGUAGUUACUCGAAUCAAAUUACCCUCAAACUUGGUUCAUGACUUUUCUGACUGAUUAAAAAGAGAGAAAGACGACGAAUAGUUUUUUUCAUGAAUUAGCUCGAAGAUAGUCGUAGCACAAGAUCUGAUAGAUAAACAUAGUGGGUAUGAGAAAAUGAUUAAUAUGAAAUGAAAAGAUGAAACGGUAUUUUACUUCUAAUUCGGUGACCUAGAGAAAGGUAGAUGAUUUCUUAGCAAAAUUUAGAGCGAAAGAUGAUGCUGAAAAUAUUUUAUAACUUUCUCAUUACGUUUCACAUCUACGGAUAUGUAUAUCUUGUUAUAAAUAUAUAUACAUAUACCUAUAAUAUGUUGAGAAAAAAUGAACAAAGUAACUGAAGUUCGAUCAAGCUUGUUUAUACCACUAUUAUAUAUUUCAACCCCUUAAUUUACUUUGCAAGAGGCAAGAGAUAAAUGUUAAAGGUACACAAAUACAUGAAAUAUUGAAGCACGGUGUAUAUUGAGUACUGCAAAUAUCAAUUUGAAUCCAAUGAAAUCGUCGGUAUUUAGAGUUAUAACAACAUAUCUUCUACUGGAUUCAUAUCUUAUAUUCAACGUGCCGACAUGACCGAUAAUUCUCAAUCCCCCCUUACUUUAAACAUGAUCGUCAAUUAAUUUUUCUAACCGUGUACAAAAUACAUAAUCGCAACAUUUAUCGUCAGUGAAGUAUUGAUGAGUGUCAAUGCAUAUUUCAAUGAUAUUCACUUCUAUGGCUGACUAAAUAACUUUCGAAAAUAAAAAUUUCACGACUCGAUUGUAAUCCUCGAUGAUUAUCGUUUCCAGUUGUUUGACAAACAUUAUUGUUGAAUGAUACUAAUAAUUUCUAUUACGAGUUGGCAUUAAUAGAAAGCAAUCACGUUAACAAUGUCUUAUCGUAAAAGUAUUUGCAAAUUCAACAAAAAUUAAAAGAAGAUAAAAUUGUGAGAUUUAUCGAGUGCGUGAAAUUUUUGAUUCUCGUCCUCUGCUGCGAAUGUAAAGUGUAAAGCACCGUUAUACCGAUAAUCCAUCGUCUUACCAUUGUCAGAAAAAAUAAAAAAAGAAAAAUACAGAAAGGUAAAAAAAAAAGAAAAGAGAAAGAAAAAAGUAUAUAAAUAUAUCUAUACAAACUACACCGAGUGACAUCUAACGUUUUUGUCGAUCGAACCAAACACGGCCUUCCAUAGAGCAAACGUUCCGAGGAGACUGAGUAAUUUUUCCUUUUCGUUCCUUGUUGUUUGAUCAGUAUAUGCUUGAAACGCGUAUAUAAUAAUAUAACAUAUGAUAUUGUAACGGUAGGAAAAAGGAAAAUCUAACGGAUGACUGACCGAUCAAUUGGACGCGUGACGAUCGGCACGAAGAAAAUCUUUUGUGCUAUAUAUUUUUGACGAUCGUUUAGCAUGUAAUUAGAAUUACGUAGACUAAGUAAUACCAAGAGGGAAUGAUUCAGUAUUUACUACUUAUUAACAUGUAAUUAAUGUUAUAGAUAAUGAAAAGUAUCGAUUAUAUAUUGUGUAUGAUUAAAGGAGUGUAAAUCAAUCGGGUUUGGGUUUGGGUUUCAUUGAUACGCCGUAAUGUUUCGUAAUCGAACAAGGUAUUUACUUGAGAAAUUAAACAUUUUAACGGAUAAUUGUUUGAAAAAUAUCUCCAGAUACUAUAUUCUGUGCUAUUUUACAGCUACAACUUUUCUUCUCUUGUUGAAACAAAUUUAUUAUCUUGAAACUCUAUUAAACUGUAAAACAUUAGAGUCGCGAGAUUUUUCGUAAUAAAAAAAAGAGGAAAUAAAAUUAGAAUUAUUUACUUUGUAAUGUGACUGCUAUCUUGACAAAUUAAGAAAAAAAAAGAAGGAAAUUUCGUUUUAUUUUUGUGAUGCCUAUACUGAAUCGUGUAAUGAUACUAUAUUCUUACUACAAAUUAAUCUUCAGACACCAUAUCUUUUUACAAUAAGAAUAACGAACUGUUAAACGUCGACGCUAGAAUAGUAUCGAUAGUAUUAUUACACUGAACACGGAACCAUUCCUGAAGUGGCUUUUAAAGUCGACGAAAUAAAAAGACAAAACGAUUUAAUAUCGGCCAAAAAAUCUGUUCAAUUGUUACUGUGCGGCAUCAAAAUGAUGAUCAUUCCUAAAAUUUUUCUUGUAUUUAAACUAUUUUUAAUGCAUAUUCCGAUCUAACGCAUAAGAAGAAGAAAUAAAGAAGCGAUAUUUUAAUGGCAAAUUAAAAAAAUUGUCGAGAUCUACUGAACUUCUUGUUAAUCUUAUAGAAACAUAUUCUAGCAUCUUGAACUGUAAUAUUAACGUUUAAAGAAAAAAAUAUUAUAAAAAAAAUAUUUUUGCUUGUGACAAAUUUAUUAUAAAAUUGGACAUCGUGAUAGAAAGAUGAUAAUGAUAACAUUCGAGUAAAUUAUAGCAGCGUGUAUUUCGGAAACAGUCGCGAAAUUUUACGAAAGAUUUUUUCAACGUUAACGAUAUGCCACCGAUUGCUAAUCGACUAUGCAAAUUAUUGUAACUGAAUAAAACGAAACUGUGUGUCAGCUAUGUUACUUUAAAAUGGAUAUUAUAUACAUAUUAUAUUAUAAAACUUCAUAUCGACAUUCAAUUAUAUGUACCUACGUGUGCAUUUUUAAAUCAAAAAGUUAUAUCAUUCGGCGUCAUAAGUAUUUUUCAAACCCAUGGUGCUUUUGAUUGAACAAUAACGCAUUAUUGUAAUUAAAUUAAAUCAUAAAAAAUAACAAAAAAAAAUAAAUAAAUAAC